CUCGCGCGCCCUGGCUGCGCCAAUGGAGACAUCCGCGGUCGAGUGGCCGGCAUCGCUGGAGUGGUGGUGCAGCUGUUUCCUCCGGAUAUACAUCAAAUAUUCAGAAGAAACAACAUCAGGAGCUAAAUGUUCUAUUUAAACCUGUAGUUGCUGCUCAGAAAAUAAGUAAAGAUGCAGACCCAAAGUCGGUGGUUUAUAUGUUCUUCAUGCAAGAGCAACGUACUGGAGGAGAGAAGUAAGCUGUGUUGAUCAGUGACUUUGGUGAAGGCUGAGGAAGUUGCAUUUGCAGAUGAUACACAACUUCUGAGCUUUCCAGCAGAUUUCAGAGAACCCUAUUUCCACUGUUUCAAAAUAACCCACAAGCUACAGCUCUUCUAACACCCACCUCCACAAGCAAAUGUCAGGUCUUUUUCAAGGUAAGUUGCCAUAUAUAUUACAGUAUUUAUGUACUUUUUCCAGUAUUUCAAAAUAACCCACAAGCUACAACUCUUCUAACACCCACUUCCACAAGCAAAUGUCAGGUCUUUUUCAAGAAGUCUUGCAGGGGAUUGGAGGGGUUAAAUUUAUCAUUGAGCCAUAGGAUGCUCGACUGUAAGAAGCUACUUCAGACUUGAUUGAGAAGCAUAUAACCAACAGAGAUCUUGAAGCUGGAUGCAGUCAACAAGUUUGAGCAAGGCAUUUCUUAUUGGAAGAAGAGAUUGCUGUAGAUGAAAAAAUGCCUUUGUUUAGUAAAUCACACAGAAAUCCAGCGGAAAUUGUGAAAAAUCUGAAAGACAACAUGGUCAUUUUGGAAAAGCAAGACAAAAAGACAGACAAGGCCUCAGAAGAAGUCUCAAAAUCGCUGCAAGCAAUGAAAGAAAUUCUGUGUGGUACAAAUGACAAGGAACCCCCAACUGAAGUUGUGGCUCAGCUGGCACAAGAGCUCUACAAUAGUGGGCUGCUGGUGACACUGAUAGCUGACCUACAGCUGAUAGACUUCGAGGGAAAAAAAGAUGUGACCCAGAUAUUUAACAACAUCCUGAGAAGACAAAUAGGCACUCGGAGUCCUACCGUAGAGUACAUUAGUGCUCAUCCUCAUAUCCUCUUUAUGCUCCUCAAAGGAUAUGAAGCCCCACAGAUUGCCUUACGCUGUGGAAUUAUGCUGAGAGAAUGUAUUCGACAUGAACCACUUGCCAAAAUUGUCCUCUUUUCUGAUCAAUUCAGAGAUUUCUUUAAGUAUGUGGAGUUGUCAACAUUUGAUAUUGCUUCAGACGCCUUUGCUACUUUUAAGGAUUUACUAACCAGACAUAAAGUGUUGGUAGCAGACUUCUUAGAACAAAAUUAUGACACUAUUUUUGAAGACUAUGAGAAAUUGCUUCUGUCUGAGAAUUAUGUGACUAAGAGACAAUCUUUAAAGCUGCUGGGUGAGCUGAUCCUGGACCGACACAACUUCGCCAUCAUGACAAAGUACAUCAGCAGGCCCGAGAACCUCAAGCUCAUGAUGAACCUCCUCCGAGAUAAAAGUCCCAACAUUCAAUUUGAAGCCUUCCACGUCUUUAAGGUAUUUGUGGCCAGUCCUCACAAAACUCAGCCUAUUGUGGAGAUUCUAUUAAAAAAUCAACCCAAACUCAUUGAGUUUCUGAGCAGCUUCCAAAAAGAAAGGACGGACGAUGAGCAGUUCACCGAUGAGAAGAACUACUUGAUCAAACAGAUUCGUGACUUGAAGAAAACAGCCCCUUGAAGGUCUCACCCAGUCCCUGCCACUGUCACCGUCUCAUCUGUUCAGUUUGUACAAGUGUCAUUUCACAAAGGAAUUGUUCUGAGGAAGGCUUUGGAGGUGCCUAUUUUUUCUCAAUUCAUUGCUCAAGGUAGAUGGAAUAUAAACAUUUGAAUGAAAAAAUAAUUAACCUAGAAUAAUAUAUUCACUUAAAUCAAGUCUGUGAUUAUUUAUGUGAAAUCAGAGCCAUUGUGUUAGACAUGGAGAAAAGCAGUUUUAACCUUUUGUUGACCAAAGGCAACAGGGCUGUGGGCUUGCAGACCUGAGCCUUCAGUCCCCGUGAGCCACCAAGUAGGAGCCCAAAUGAUGGACGUCACUGCGUCCUCAAAGAGGGUUAAGUUCUCAGAGGAGAGCUGGGCACUGGGGCAAGAGCUGCGAACCCAUCUUGCCUGUCUGCACUUAGAUUUCUCGAGGCACUGGAAGAUCUGAGCAAAUAAGGUUCCUGUUUUCAGUCAUUACACAUUCUUGUUCCCUGCUUAUCUUUUGACUGUACUUGGUGGUUCCCAACUUCCUAGGGAGUCAAUGCCCACCUCCCGCUCAGCCCUCCUUUCUGCUGACUGUCCCACAUUCCAUCCCAGCAGAUCUCCUCAGCACGCCUGACUCAUGGUGCGUGCACGCACGCGCACACACGCACAUGCACCCGCAGACGCAGCUCCAACCUGCAGUUGGGUUAGCAUGGAACCAAGUACAAAUAAGAUGGAUUAGCAGGGGUCACAGGGGCGUAGAGGUGUAUGACGUGCUCACUUGAGAACUUGGAACAGAUAGUGGUUAAGAACCGUAGCUCCAGCUGUAGUCACUGCUGUUUCACACUGCCUUCUCUAGGGUUAGAGACUGUGUGGGAUAUUUCAUUCAUAAUUAUCAUCAUGGGGAAGACUUUGUGGUGGUGAAAGUGCAUUUUAGAGUAGGAAUCAUUACGUUGGGACGCCCAGCAUGUACACCACCACAGGUCCAGAGGGUUGCACAGGUCUUUAGACCACUUUUAUAUAUAAGAGAACAUUGCUGCUGGAAGGGCAAAUGAUGAAAUGCAUGGAGAAAUUCUCAAACAACUAACACUGUUUUUCAGUUUAUUUUCUAAUUAGCUCUCACUUUAAUUUUCCAUCAAAGUCUUCAGUGAAAAGGUAGAAAACCUAUAAAACUUUGGUCCCAAGUAUUGUCUUGCAUACUAGGAUGAUUAAGGAGUUAAUCUGAGGGCUUUAAAAAAGGCAUAGAACCACAACAACAGAAGUCAUGAUUUGUUCAGACAUCGUGUAUAAAAUGGAAUUUUAAAGCUAUAUUUACAAGACAUUAAAGGUGCAGUUAUUAAUCUGUAUUUUUUCAAAAUUCUGUUUCCAAAUCAUGAGCUGUUGCCUUCCAUAAGGACCCCCCCUCUGUACAGGAUUGGGUGCUGUGUUCUUCAGUCCGACAUGUCUCCACUCAGAGAAGGAAAGACCCCUCUCCAGGCUCAGUGCCCUCUGUAAAUUUUGCAUCUGAAGAAUUACCUGGCAGGGCUUCAUCCUUCUUGACUGGGGCACAGGGUCAUGUUUUCUGUGCCCACGUGAAUCCCAAGAGAGAUGGUAUGGGACCUGUGGGACCUGUGGGACCUUCUCGUGGCAGCUCUAGCCAGGGCUGGCAUGGGGUGUCAGCCAACAGCCCAUCUGAUGAUCUUCAUUCUUCAGCCACUGAAGUCAGAUUCUUUUUAUAACAUUCCCUGACAGUCCAGAGUCUCUUAGAAUUUGACUUUUCUGGUUUUGCUUAUUUGAUUAAAAGAGAAGAGUGUAAAUAUUAAAAAACGAAGGCGCAGUAACCACUAGAAAUUUGUUUAGUUCCUUAAAACUGUUCCACAACAUCAUGGGACACAUGUUUUCUAUUGGAAAUCAAGGCCUGUUAUAAUUCUUUUUUAAUAAAUAAAACAUAUUUUAUUUCCUCUGGGCUUGAAUUAGCUCGUUCCUAGCAACCCCUUAUCCUAGUUUAGUCCCUGCACACAGAAAACUAGAGGCUGAGAGGCAAUAAAUGAAGUAGCUGGGGUUUUGUUGUGAUACAAAUUUGUAAACUAUUAACAUGAGGGGGGAGCAAGAAGCUCACAGUCAAAAUAUGUUUGCACAAAAUUCACUGUAAAUAUUGUGAGAAUUGAAUUCGGAAAAGGUCGUAUUUAAUAAGCUAUUUCAAAAGCACACAUUGAAAUAGAGACUGACUAAAUAAAAAGGUGCCACAUAC
Equus caballus (horse) is the source of this 3949-nucleotide messenger RNA. NCBI's taxonomy places the organism in Eukaryota, Metazoa, Chordata, Mammalia, Perissodactyla, Equidae. The record is from RefSeq and is a predicted model, not a curated record.